GCGGAUUGACCACUUCUGUUACGGGUGCGCGCCUGCCAGUCACGCAGAAGGAUGACCAAAUUUCUGCCGGCGUUGUAUUUUAUUCAUCAUGUUUCAUGGCUCCUCUCUUGUGUCAAUUCACUGGACCCGACGCUUUUACCGAGGAUGACGUUCACACAGGACGAGAUCGCACUAAAAAGCGUGAUCUUACCCGGGGAAAUCCGCACACUUCUUCAUCCAGAAAGAGAUCAUGGCAAGCUGAUGGCAGUCGGAAAAAGACAUUUGAUCUCUCUCAGCUUCCUGUAUCCUCCCAAGACCCCCGUGGAAAGAAAGUUGCUAUGGGCCGAGUGCCCCGACACCGCAGCAUCGCCAAAUGGUUGCAGCUACGAUGUGGUUCUGGCCCACGAGAGGGAGGACGCCAGCCGGGUGUUUGUAUGCGGGACGGACGGAGCAAAAACACUUUGCUGCGACAUGAAUCCAUCAGAGGAUCCUCCCACCUGCAUACCGGCUGACGACCUGGAGAGCAUGCGAGGGAGUAUCAGGAAUUUUAUCUUGAAGGACGCUGAACAUUCUGCUCUCGUUGAAUCUGAAACAAGUUCUUCGCUGUAUGUAACGUACUCCGGCUCUCAGGAGUACGUGGGCGUCCACAAAUUUGGGAAGAACAGAGUGGGACCAGCUAACCACGAUAAAGAGCAGCACUACUUGGGUUUGGUGACGAGCAGACGGAGGGAUGAACCUUUGCAGGACAAAGUUUACGCCUUCUACAAGGAGAGAAAUAAAGAUUUGAACGAGUGGAGCAGCGCGUGGCUUCCGUACGUCUCCCAGUAUUGCAUGGCGGACAUGGGUGGACCCAAGAACAACCUGCAGUUCACCUGGACUUCCCAGAUGAGCGCCAGGCUCUUGUGUGGUGACCCAAAGAGCAAACAACACUUCUUCGAGAUGGUGGACAUUGCCACCGUGCACGCAGAGCAAUGGCAGGACACCCGUGUUUAUGUGCUCUUCAGGAAUGAAUGGAACAUGAGCGCCAUAUGCGUUUAUUCCUCGCAGGACAUCCAGGACGUCUUCACCAACUCGCCGUUUAAAGGCACACACAAUCAGAGGGGCCGGCCCAGGGAGUGCGUUUCAGACAGCACACAUCUCUCUAUGGACGUCCUGAAAAUGACCCAGAUCAACUCUGAGAUGGAAGAGUGGGUGAGGCCUAUAAAGAAAUCGGGCCCACUUCUCAUCAGCCACCACAUGUAUACUCACAUCCGCGCCGACGCUGCUUUCACAAAGGAAAACACGCUUCUCUUUUUGACUCGAAAUUGCGGAGGAGUGGACAAGGUGUUGGAGAGCAAGAGCGCAGCCUUCAUCAUCGCAGAAUACAGACCUUUUGCGCACAGAGCUCAUAUCGACAGCAUCAUCCACCAUCCUUCCUCUAAAAAACUCUACGUCAGCUCUCGCACUCAGCUCGUCCAGAUGGACGUGGCCGACUGUGACCACUACGGAGACACCUGCGAGGAGUGCGUGUUGGCGCGAGACCCAUACUGCGCCUGGGACGGCACCGGCUGCACUGUCGCCACCCCUACCAGUGAUGGCGUGGUUCAGGAUGUGAAUUCGGGAAAUUACCACUUGUGCUCAUCCCUACCUUCUCAUCACAUCACAAAAGUGGUCAAUCGCUCAACCAUGCCCGAGGUGGCUGUGGCACUUCCUCACGGACACCGGUACUUCCUGCCUUGCCCCGUGGGGUCCCGCCAUGCCCAUUACAGCUGGCAUCACGAUGACGGGGGCGCCACACCCUGCGCCUGGAGCCCCCACGGGUGCCUGCUCCUGAUUAACGGCAAGCGGGAGGGGGCGUACACGUGCGUGUCAGAAGAGAGGGGCUUCAGCCGCGUGCUCGCCCGCUACGCCGUACACGUCACGGGCAGCGCCACAUCGACGAGACCCUCGUUUUGGCUUUGUGCGCUGGCUGCUCUCAUCCGCACAAUAACGUAAAGCCUUGGAUGACACCUGCAUUUUUUUUGUCUUUGUGCUAUUUAUUCAUUUGUCAACGUACAACAAAGAGCAUGUACAGUGUUGCUCCCUUAACAAUGUUAACUGUCCUACUUCCUAUUUUGACAAGGCAGGAUCUUGUGGCACCUUUGGGUGUUUCAGAAAAGUGGACAAAACAAGCAACAAAGGUGAGUUCUUCACCAAAUUGCAAGGACCAGGUUCCACAGAAAAAAGUACAAAUAAUUCUUGACACACGAAUGUGCAGGGAUUACUGUAAAUUAUCCCCCCCCCCAAUAUAUAUAUAUUUUCUAUCUAUAAAAUGCAAUAAUAUUAAAA
Molecule: messenger RNA, 2286 nt
Organism: Hippocampus comes (tiger tail seahorse)
Lineage: Eukaryota; Metazoa; Chordata; Actinopteri; Syngnathiformes; Syngnathidae
Product: semaphorin-7A
Exons: 14
Coding region: 52-1953 (633 amino acids)
Biological process (GO): negative regulation of transcription by RNA polymerase II; semaphorin-plexin signaling pathway; ossification involved in bone maturation
Cellular component (GO): plasma membrane
Molecular function (GO): semaphorin receptor binding; chemorepellent activity
Source: RefSeq, a predicted model, not a curated record